CGGACAUCUCAGAGUCAGAACAGCCUGAACGAGCUUGAGAUCACGUCAACCUGCAACAUCCACCUCUACGAAGAUCCUCAUUCUCCAAGAUGAGAGACUCGGUCCUCUCCGUCAUCUUUGCCUUGGCACUUUUCUUGGAGUGCUACACACCGUCCAUGGCGAUCCCGAUGGGCAAGAUGGAGGACACAGCCUUGGAGCAAGAUACUCUAGACUCUCUACUGAACGAAGAGGUGGCCGAUAAAAACCCUGAUUCAAUCAGAAGCGGGAGCUCCAAGAUCAUCGUGUUGGCAGACUCAGGCAUGUGGAAGAACCUGAACAGAGGACUUCCUCUCUACAAGCUGAAAGCUGCAGCUGCAGGGCUUGACAGAGCCCUGACCCUGGACCGCAGAGAGGCUGACCAGGACCUGAGCCCCAGCAUCUCCAUUGUCAGGAGGGACACCAUGAGGUGCAUGGUGGGAAGGGUGUACCGGCCUUGCUGGGAAGUGUAGAUGUGACCAAUGAGCUCGUCCCAUCUCGUCAUUAAUCUGCCAGCCAGAUCUACUAUGCUGCAUCUUGUCCUGCCUCAUCUUGAGUUGUAUGAUAUGAUCUUUCGAGUAUGUAUUAAUGUAUUUAGACAAAUUGAUAUCAGUCAUUAAAAAGACAGAACACUGAA
Oncorhynchus tshawytscha (Chinook salmon) is the source of this 652-nucleotide messenger RNA. RefSeq names its product pro-melanin-concentrating hormone, like (gene pmchl). The coding region runs from base 90 to 488 and encodes 132 amino acids. NCBI's taxonomy places the organism in Eukaryota, Metazoa, Chordata, Actinopteri, Salmoniformes, Salmonidae. The record is from RefSeq and is a predicted model, not a curated record. The transcript has a single exon. Gene Ontology annotation, molecular function: type 1 melanin-concentrating hormone receptor binding; melanin-concentrating hormone activity. Gene Ontology annotation, biological process: chemical synaptic transmission; behavior.